Molecule: messenger RNA, 1731 nt
Organism: Cyclospora cayetanensis
Lineage: Eukaryota; Apicomplexa; Conoidasida; Eucoccidiorida; Eimeriidae
Exons: 1
Coding region: 1-1731 (576 amino acids)
Biological process (GO): nucleoside transmembrane transport
Cellular component (GO): plasma membrane
Molecular function (GO): nucleoside transmembrane transporter activity
Source: RefSeq, a predicted model, not a curated record
AUGUUUUUGGAAAGUAAGGAAUAUAUGUCCGUUGACGGGACGGGACUACAAAUGCAGACUCUCGGAGAAUGGUUACGUUGGUUCUCAGCCGGGUUUCAUACACUGCACGGAAAACCACUUCUACUGGCAGAUCACACAGAUAUUUUAAGUUCCCGUAAAGUUUUGCAUAAGCUGCCUAAAUUUUCAGAAGUGCCUUCCCACGGAGUGCGGUUGCGCACGGAAGUGAUCACCUUGUGUGGCCCCCAACAAAUUCUCUCCGCACCUGCGGGCUCUGUUGGUCGGGAGCCCUUCAAUUCUUGCCAUCAUUUCUUUUCUCGUCCACCUAUCAGUUUUUUUUCUGACCGUUUUAUGAGUUUAUCUCUCGGACAAUUCACUGCUAUGGGGCAAAUGAUGGGACCCAAUAGCAACUGCGUCGGGGAAGGCCCCACAGAAGUCUCGACUCCAAGUCCUUCCACCUCGAAGGCAGAGCCGAAAAUGACAUUAUAUGAACACUUGCUCGUUAGUGCUGGGUGCGGCCUGUCCGGUAUGAUGACUCUUAUUCCUUUCCAGUUUUUGGUCGUGAUAUUGCCAAUCUCGUCUAAAUACUUCCUUGACGAGCAGGAGGUGGAAAACUCAGUGUUGGGUCUGUACCAGGCUGGUUGCGUCCUGGGCCUCUUUUUUAUCCUUAAGAUUGGCUCGCUUCACAAGUGGCUGAUUCAGGCGGGCCUCAUGAUCUCCCUCAUAUGCAUGGCGGCUGUCGCGCCUUGCCUCUUCUACGGGAGCGUCACCUCCCGAGUCACUUUGCUGCACAUUAUUCUCUUUUUCCUCGGUGUCUGUAACGCCUUUCUACAGGCUUCUGGUUUCGCCAGGGCCGCCAUUCUCCCCCGGAACUAUGUCGAUACAACGUCAAUAGGCCAAGCAACGGCCGGUGUAUUCGUGUUCAUUGUCACGGGCAUUCUCUUCAAUCGCAUCACCAUAGACGGAGAAAGUGACGCCAAGUACCUUAUCACAAUUAUUUGCAUACUCGCUGUGGCUAUGUAUAUCGUUUCUGUGCUUUUCAUGCACGUCUUCCUGAACGCACCGGUAUGCGUUCAGUCGGUCCAAAACGCGCGAGGCAGUUGGACCGACGAGAAGAUGCAACCAGGCCAUGAACUUACAAGUGUUGGAGAUUUAGAAGACGCAGGGAACAAUCAGAGCAAGGCAGGUUCUUUGGAUGAGACGCUGCUGCCUCCUCGUCCUUGGGGAACCAUUAUAAAGCAUUCUUUCUGGGAGCUUACCAGUGUGUUCCUCGUCUUCUUCGUUUCUUUCUCACUCUUCCCAAAAGUGGGUCCAAAUUCGUUCAACUUUGAAGGAAAGGAGCCAUCAAAUAUGGUACUUCUGUUUGGAAUGCAAUUCGUUGGCGACCUCCUCGGGCGUUCCUGUGUCAAGUUACCGGGGCUGCACUCGAUGUUCAGCUUCGUCUUCCUCCCCCGCCGAGCUACAAUUAUCGCGUCAUUUCUUCGCUUCCUUUUCUACGUUCCCUUCGUCCUGGCCAUGAAGAUGGAGAACGUGGCUGUGAUAAACAAUUUUGUGUGGUUGAUGAUCAUGCAGUUCUUACUGGCGUUCACUCUGGGCUGGAUUGCGACACUUGCGCUCAUUCAUUCCUCUCUCUCCGUUACGCGCUUCUCUGAAAAGGCACGCAUGGGCUCCCUUUCUACAAUUACUCUUGCGGUGGCCAUUGGUGUAGGAUUGUAUGUUGCACUAGCAUUCUAA